Scomber japonicus (chub mackerel) is the source of this 9505-nucleotide messenger RNA. It is a transcript of the gene frem3, whose product is annotated as Fras1 related extracellular matrix 3. Gene Ontology annotation, biological process: cell communication. Gene Ontology annotation, cellular component: membrane. The coding region runs from base 1 to 9435 and encodes 3144 amino acids. The transcript has 24 exons. NCBI's taxonomy places the organism in Eukaryota, Metazoa, Chordata, Actinopteri, Scombriformes, Scombridae. The record is from RefSeq and is a predicted model, not a curated record.
AUGGCUGGUUGUCUGCAAGAUUCACAACUCUGUAAAACGGGAGCACUUUUGAGAUGCCUCCUUGUUACAUUUGCUCUCAGCUUCAGUUUUGCCUCCAUAGAUGCAGAACCAUAUGACCCAGCUCACCUUUAUCAUCACAGAUCUGGACCUAAUGAAGACGACAUCAUCGUUGCUAACAAUGGGAUCAGGGUACCUUUUGGGAGGUCAGUGUUUCUGGACCCUGUGAAUGAUUUGGUAACAGAGGUGCAGCCUAGUGACCGCUGCCACAUCACAGUUCUGGACAAUGACCCACUGGCCCAGAAACCAGGGAUGCUGACCCCUAAAAAGUUCCCCUGUUCAUUUGGACCAGAUGAAGUGAAAUACACUCAUUUUGGAUCUCGGAGCCCCAGCAAGGAUCGAGUGAAGCUGCAGCUCCGUUAUGACUCCCAGACAGACACAGUUAUCAUCCCCUUCAUGAUGGAAGUGGAGGUGGUUUUCCAGCAGCUUGAGAUCCUCACCAGGAAUAUGCCCCUUAAUGUAGAAAAGCUCAAUGGUGACAGCAACGCUAUUGACAAAAAGAGUCUGGAGUUUUCCUUUGAGGAUGGUGUGACACAGUGUAAGAUCACCACACUGGUGGGCGCUGGAGGUCUUCCCAGGUAUGGUACUCUUUUGAAUAGCCCUCCAAAUGGCCAAAUGGUUGACUGUGAUGAGUUUGUGAAACAGGGCAUUCGCUACAAGCACACAGCUAAAACCAAUUCACCAAACAGAGACUAUGUUCCAAUGAUGAUAGAGCUGCAGGAUAACGAAGGCAACACUAUAAUGCAAGAGCAUUUCCAAAUGAUGGUUAGAAUCAGAGAAGGUGCAGAAAAUACUGCUCCUAAACCCAGCUUUGUAGCCAUGAUGAUGAUGGAGGUUGAUCAGUUUGUGAUGACAGCUAUUACAAGUGACAUGCUGGCUGCUGAAGAUGUUGAAUCUGACCCAGAUGAUUUAAUCUUCAACAUUACUUCACAGUUGGGCCCAGGGCAGGGCUAUAUUAUCAGCACCGAUGAUCAGAACCUGCCCAUCACCUCCUUCUAUCAGAGAGACAUCAAAGAUCUAAAAAUAGCUUAUAAGCCACCUUCAGAGGAUUCAGAAGUAGAGAGGAUUUUCCAGUUAGAGUUUGAAAUCGUAGACACUGACGGUACUGUCUCUGAUCCAUUUGCUUUUAUGAUUGUGGUGAAGCCUAUGAAUACCUUGGCUCCUGUAGCAACCAAAAAUACAGGUCAGCUAUUGUUUGAAGGGCAAUCCAGGGCUCUCUCCAGCUCCCAGAAUUUAGAGAUUAGUGAUGAAGAUAACCUAGAAGAUGUGAGAAUCACUGUUGUUGAUGGCUUAAAGCAUGGAGACCUGACCGUGCUUGGUGCUCGCAGGAAAUUCUUUACACCUGUGGAUCUAGAUGCCGGUAUUGUGGUGUACCAGCAUGAUGGUAGUGAUACCUACAGUGACAACAUUAUUUUUAGAAUGACCGAUGGCAGUAAUGAAGUGGAGUUUUUGUUUCCCAUCACUAUUGCUCCCACUGAUGAUGAACCUCCCAUUAUUAAUGCUAACACCGGUCUGGUGCUGUUCAAGAAUGAAGUCAUGCAGAUCUCUCCCUUCAUUCUGAGUGCCACAGAUAUCGAUUCAGAAGACUCCACUAUUAAGUUUAUCUUAGAGGCACCCUACUCAACUGUAGGGGAGCUUCUGCUAAGGCAAGUGGAGCCUCCCUCUGACCCUUCUCUCUGGAAGUUCAGUGAGACAGAUGAGAUGUUUGAGCAGGUGGUGACUGAGUGGUUUCAACAGGAUAUUCUUGAUGGAAAGCUGUUCUAUCGCCACAUUGGAUCUCACAGCACCACUACUGUGAUUGAUCAGUUUGCUUUCCGGGUCCAAGAUGAUAAUGACCCUCCUAAUCAAUCAGGAGAACACAUAUUCGCUAUCAAAAUCCAUCCUGUUGAUGACCUCGCUCCAGAGCUUGUCCUAGGCACCACCCUCCACAUGACAGUCCAGGAGUAUGAGCUGACACACUUCAAGAAGAAAUUUUUGUGUUAUACUGAUCUAGAUUCAGAUGACAGGGACCUGAAAUACACCAUCACAAAGACUCCAACCGACACAGAUGAGAACAACCCAGUCCCCUUAGGUGAAAUUGUAUUGACUGAAAGCCCUGACACUAUAAUUACAGAGUUCACACAGGCCCAAGUUAAUCACCACAAAAUAGCUUACAAGCCCCCAGACCAGGAGUUGGGCAUCACUCCAAAAGUGGCUCAGUUUACAUUCAUUGUGGAAGACACUGCUGGUAACAUAGUAGAUGGACUAUUUACCAUUUUCCUACAGCCAGUUGACAACAAGCCCCCACUUAUCACCAACACAGGGUUCAGUGUUAUGGAAAGAAGUACAUAUAUCAUCACCAGGAAAGAAUUACAUGCCACAGACACUGAUACAGAAGAUGAAAAUAUCAUCUUCACUGUCAUCCAGAUUCCUCAGUAUGGGCAGCUGCAGUAUUUGGGUAUUGAUAUGUCAAACGGCGAAACUUUUGUACUUGAAGACGUUGCAAAUGGCCGCCUAAAUUACAUCCAUAGUGGAGAGGAAUCACUCAGUGAUGCCAUCAAGCUUGAGGUCAGUGACGGUUUCCAUGAGGUGCCCAUCACCAUUAAGAUCACUAUUGAGCCUGUUGAUGAUGAGUCCCCCACAAUUAUGCUCCCAGAAGGUCUGCUUGGAGCAUCCAUCGAUGUCCUGGAGAACGGAGCCACAGAAAUUACAAGCAAUGUCAUUCAGGGUCGUGAUGAAGACACAGAUGACCUCAUGCUCACUUUCAUUGUGGAGGAACCUCCCAGGCUUGGUGAAAUUCUGGUUAAUGGUGCUCCUGCUGAGAGAUUCACGCAGGAGGACAUCAUUAAUGGGGCGGUAGUAUAUGCUCACACAUCUGGUGAAGUAGGACCAGUCAAAGAACAUGACUCCUUCAACCUCACUCUGUCUGAUAUGUCAGAUCAGUGGGUCGUUGGUGGCAACAAGGUCCAAGGUGUAACAGUUCAUGUCACCAUCCUUCCUGUCGACAGUAUUCCACCUAUUGUUAGUGUUGUAGACCAAUUUGUUGUAGUGGAAGGGGAAAAGAAUGUCAUUACUCUGAACCACAUCCAAGCUGAGGAUAUUGACACUGACAAUGACGAUAUCCUGUGCACCAUCAUCGUCCAACCAACAUCAGGUUAUGUGGAGAACAUCUCCCCAGCUGCAGGGUCUGAGAAAUCCAGGGCAGGGACAGCAAUCACUGCAUUUAACAUCAAAGAUAUUGCCCUUGGUCAUAUCUACUAUGUCCAGAGCAUCCACAAAGGCGUGGAACCUGUUGAAGAUCGUUUUACCUUCCGCUGCUCAGAUGGUAUUAACUUCUCUGAACGCCACUUCUUCCCCAUAAUUAUAAUUCCAGCCAAUGAUGAGAAGCCUGAGAUUUUCAUCCGUGAGUUUGUAGUAAUGGAGGGCAUGAGUCUGGUCAUUGACACACCAAUCCUGAAUGCGGUUGACGCUGACAUCCCUGGGGAUGAACUGCACUUUGAGAUCAUCAAACAUCCCAAACAUGGCACAAUUGUUCAGCAGCUCAGUACUGGCACCAUCACAGUAGACAAGUUCAACUUGGAACAGAUCAAAGAGGCAUCUAACAUUGUCUAUGAACAUGAUGACUCAGAGACCAAAGAGGACAGCUUUGAAGUAAGGCUUUCAGAUGGGAAGCACAAAGUGGAAAAAACUGUUCUCAUCAUGGUUAUUCCUGUUGAUGAUGAAACACCAAGAAUGACAAUAAAUGAUGGUCUUGAUGUUGAAAUUGGAGAGACAAAAGUAAUCAGCAACAGGGUUUUGAAGGCCACAGAUCUUGACUCUGAAGACAAAGAGCUAACAUAUGUUGUGCGUUAUGGCCCAGGCCAAGGCUACCUUCAACGUAUCAGCAAGUUUGGUGAUGUUUUGGGUAAUAUCACCCUGGGAAUGAACUUCACACAGGACGAAAUUGACAAACAGCUAAUUCAGUAUGUACACACUGGCCAAGAGGGAAUCCGUGACCUGCUGAAGUUCGAUGUCACAGACGGUAUCAAUCCUCUUAUUGACCGUUACUUUUACAUCAACAUCGGAAGUAUUGACAUGGUCUUCCCAGAUGUUAUCAACAAAGGUGUGACCCUCAAGGAAGGAGGGAAGGUAACUCUUACCACCGACCUCCUCAGCACCACUGACAUCAAUAGUCCUGACGAGUACCUCAGCUUUAGCAUCACGCGUGCCCCUAGCAGAGGCCAUCUAGAGAGCACUGACCACCCAGGUGUUCCCAUUUCAACCUUCACCCAACUGCAGCUUGCUGGCAACAAGAUAUACUACAUCCACAGCUCUGAUGAUGAGAUGAAAAUGGACAGCUUUGAGUUUGAGGUGACAGAUGGCUACAAUCCUGUCUUCCGUACCUUCAGAGUAUCCAUCACUGAUGUAGAUAAUAAGAAACCUGUCUUAACUAUAAAUAAACUGGUUGUGGAAGAGGGUGAAAGCAAGCUCAUCACACCAUUUGAGUUGACAGCUGAAGAUCGAGACACCCCAGACAACCAAUUGCGUUUCAUUGUGACCCAGGUGCCAGUGCAUGGGCAAUUGCUUUUUAACAACACCCAACCAAUCACAACCUUUACCAAACAGGACCUGAAUGAGAACUAUGUUAGCUAUAAGCAUGAUGGCACUGAGACCAAUGAAGACAGCUUCUCCUUCACAGUCACAGAUGGUACUCACACUGACUUUUACGUCUUUCCUGACACUGUGUAUGAGACACGCAAACCCCAGAUGAUGACCAUUCACAUCAACACAGUGGACAACGGUGUGCCCCAGAUUCUGGUUAACAAGGCUGCUGCUACUCUGAAGGUCCUCCAAACAGGCCACCUUGGCUUUUUGAUCACCAGCAAGGUCCUUAGAUCAGAGGACCGUGACAGUGCCCAGAAGGUCCUGAAAUACACUGUGUCUGAGGCUCCCCUGCAUGGCUUCCUCAUAAACACUGCCCUGGGCAAUGACAGCAUCAAGACCUUCACUCAAGCUGACAUCAAUGACAUGAAGAUCUGUUACGUGCUGUUGGAUGGGAGCAACGCCACAAGUGAUAUCUUCUACUUCUCAGUUGAAGACAAUGGUGGAAACAAACUAAAGCCUCAGCCAUUCCGGCUCAAUUGGGCCUGGAUCUCUCUGGAGAGGGAAUACUACUUAGUGGAUGAGGAUGCCAAAUUCCUGGAGGUGACACUCAAACGUAGAGGAUACCUGGGGGAAACCUCCUUCAUCAGUAUUGCCACCAAGGAUGGCACAGCUGAGAAAGACAAAGACUUCCGCGGUAAAUCCCAAAAGCAGGUCCAGUUCAACCCUGGCCAGACCACAGCAACCUGGAGGGUGAAGAUCUUCACAGACCAGGAGUUUGAGACCUCAGAGACGUUUGAGAUACAGCUGUCAGACCCAGUCAUGGCUGUGCUGGAGUUUCCUGACACUGCAAUAGUGGAGAUAGUGGACCCCGGAGAUGAGUCGAAGGUGUUCAUUCCUCAAGCAGAAUUCAAAAUUGAGGAAGAUGUCGGGGAGUUGUUGGUGCCAGUCCACCGCUCAGGAGAUGCCAGCCAGGAACUUAUGGUUGUUUGUUACACUCAGCAAGCCACGGCCACCGGCACUAUACCCAGCACUGUCCUGUCCUACUCCGAUUACAUCACCCGACCCGAGGACCACACCAGCGUGCUGCGCUUCGACAAGGAUGAGCGUGAGAAACUCUGUCGCAUCAUCAUCAUCGAUGACUCCCUGUAUGAGGAGGAAGAGAGUUUCAAUGUCAGCCUCAGCAUGCCAAUGGGAGGCCAAUUGGGCGCCAAUUUCCCAAGUGCCAAAGUCACCAUCUUGGCAGACAGCGAUGAUGAGCCCUCGCUGUAUUUUGGGGAACCUGAGUAUGUCGUGGAUGAGAGUUCAGGCUAUGUUGAGGUGAAGGUGUGGAGGACAGGGACUGACCUCUCCAAGACAGCUACUGUCACCGUCCGCUCCAGGAAGAGUGAACCCGUCUCUGCAGAAGCUGGACUCGAUUAUGUUGGCAUUAGUCGCAACCUGGACUUUGCCCCUGGAGUGACAAUGCAGACAUUUAGGGUGACCAUCCUGGAUGACCUGGGUCAGCCGGAGCUGGAGGGGCCUGAGACCUUUGAUCUUGUGCUACGGAUGCCCAUGAAUGCUGUGCUGGGGGAGCCCAGCAAGACCACCAUCACCAUCAAUGAUACCAUCACUGACUUGCCAAAGGUUCAGUUUAAGGAUGGCAAGUACAAGGUGGAUGAGUCUGAUGGGGAGGUGAAAGCUAUAGUUUACCGCAGUGGAGACAUUAACCUCAUAUCCACGGUGCGCUGUUACACCCGCCAGGGCUCUGCUGAGGUGAUGAUGGACUACAAUGAAAGGCCUAAUACUGAUGCAUCAAUCAUCACUUUCCUACCAGGUGAGACUGAGAAACCCUGUGUGAUAAGUCUGGUGGACGACUCCAUUCAUGAAGAUGAUGAGGAGUUUCGUCUGGUCCUGGGAAGCCCAAAGAGCAAGUCUCCAUAUGGAGCUUCUAUUGGGGAGCAGAAGGAAGCACUGGUCACCAUCUCAGAUGACAAAGACAAGUCAAUCAUCCGUUUCUCUGAGAUCAAGUACAGUGUGCGUGAACCCCAGGUGAAAGGGGAUGUGGCAAUAGUGAAGAUUCCCAUCCUGCGUGUUGGAGACUCCUCAAAGGUCUCAGUUGUGCGAGUGCACACUAAAGAUGGCUCUGCAACAUCAGGAGAGGACUACAACCCGCUGUCUGAGGAUGUGGAGUUCAAGGAAGGUGAAAAGGAACAUUUUGUGGAGAUUGAGAUCCUGUAUGACGGUCAGAGAGAGAUGAGAGAGGCCUUCACUGUACACAUGAAACCUGAUGAGAACAUGGUGGCUGAAAUACAGAUGAACAAGGCCAUUGUCUACAUUGAGGAGAUGGACAGCGUGGCAGAUGUUACCUUCCCUGCUGUGCCCAAUGUGGUUUCCCUGCUCAUGUAUGAUGACAUGGCUAAAACCAAACACAAGCCCCAUCCAUCCAAUGGAUACCCUGUUGUGUGUGUGACGGCCUGUAACCCUAAGUACCAUGACUUUGACAAAACCGGUUCCAUCUGCUCUGCGGAGAACAUCAAUGACACUCUUACGCAGUACCGCUGGUUGGUCAGCGCUCCUACCGGGUCAGAUGGAGUGACCAGUCCCAUGAGAGAGGUAGACACUAAUACUUUCUUCACCAACACCAAGUCCAUCAGUUUGGAUUCAAUCUACUUCCAAGCUGGCUCCAGGGUUCAGUGUGCAGCUAGGGCCUUCAAUGCCAAUGGAGAUGCGGGUCUGGAGCUGUUGAGCCCCAUUUCUGUGAUCAGCAAAGAGGAAGGUAUGUGCCAGCCUCGUAUUGCAGGCACUGUAGGAGCUGAGCCUUUCUCUGCUAAGAUCCGCUACACAGGCCCAGAUGACCCUGACUUCCCCAACCUCAUCAAACUGACUGUCAACAUGCCUCACAUGGAUGGCAUGUUGCCAGUGAUCUCAACAAGACCUCUGUCCAACUUUGAGCUUACCCUGAGCCCUGAUGGCACGCGUGUGGGCAACCACCGCUGUUCCAACUUGCUGGACUUCAAUGAGAUCCAAACCAGCCAUGGCUUCAUCACUGAUGCCACAAAGAACCCUGAGAUCAUUGGCGAGACUUCGCCCUACCAAUACAAUGCUAUCAUGCGCUCAUCCAACUCACUGCGCUUCUACAGGAACCUCAACUUAGAGGCCUGCCUGUGGGAGUUCACCACCUAUUACGACAUGUCAGAGCUUCUGAAUGACUGUGGAGGCUCCAUAGGCACUGACGGACAGGUGCUGAAUCUGGUCCAGUCCUAUGUCACCCUGCGUGUUCCUCUGUUUGUGUCCUACGUCUUCCACUCUCCUGUGGCUGUGGGAGGCUGGCAGCACUUUGACUUGCAGUCUGAGCUCAAACUUACCUUUGUGUAUGAUACAGCUAUUCUGUGGCAGGACGGCAUCGGCAGCCCACCUGAGUCUGAGCUACAAGGAGCCAUGUACCCCACCAGUAUGCGUAUAAAUGAGGAGGGUCGUCUGGUGGUCAACUUCAAGACUGAGGCUCGCUUCAGGGGACAGUUUGUUAUGUCUCAUCCAGGGACUAGUGUGUCAUCCAUGGUGAUGUGUGCUGACCACCCCGGGUUGACGUUUACUCUUGCCUUGGUCAGGACUGAGCCUACAUACAACCAGCCCAUGCAACAAUGGAGUUUUGUCUCAGACUUUGCUGUGCGUGACUACUCUGGGACCUACACAGUGAAGUUGACCCCCUGCAUUGCAUCCCCUAAUGCAGAGUUCAGCAUCCCUCCUGUCUGCCACCCAAGAGAACCUCUUACUUUUGACAUGGACAUUCGCUUCCAGCAGGUGAGUGACCCAGUGGCAGCUGAGUUUAGCCUCAACACUCAGAUGUUCCUGUUGUCCAAGAGGGAGUUAUGGUUAUCUGAUGGCUCCAUGGGCUUUGGAGAGGGGACUGAUGCUGCUUUUUCUGACGGUUCAAUGAUUUAUGGUCGUGUGAUGGUGGAUCCAGUCCAGAACCUCGGUGACUCCUUCUCUUGCAGCAUUGAAAAAGUCUUCCUCUGCACUGGAGCAGAUGGCUACGUUCCCAAAUAUAACCCCACUAACAAGGAGUAUGGCUGCCUGGCAGAUGCUCCCUCUCUGCUUUACAGAUUCAAGAUUCUGGACAAGGCCCAACCAGAGACCCAGGUCACAGCAUUUGGUGAUGUUGGUUUUAAGGCCACACUGGCCCAAGAUACACCUGGAGCUUUGCCUUUGGUCAGACAGCCUGGAUCAGAUGGCUUCACACUCUCUUCAUCUCCGCUCUUCCAGGUGGCUGCUGGUCGAGAAUGGUUCAUGCACACUAUCUACACUGUCCGCUCCAGAGAAAACGCUAACCGCAACAUUGGCAAGCGUAGUGUGGAGUACCUUCAGCACAGCCUGUCAUCUGUUGAAGAACCCCAGAUCAACAUGGCAACUAAUCGCCACCGCCGUGCUGCCCCUGCUCUCCCUGGCCCUGCUCUGACCGAGGAUAUUGGUGUUGAAAACAAUCGGGGUACCAACAUCCAGCACAUUGCCCUGGACCGAACAGACCGCAUGGUGGUCAGCCAGCGCCAGCCCUGGUCUCCCAACCGUGAUCGUGACCCCCUCUUGGAGCGCCCUCUGUUGGAGAGUUCUGGUAGAGACCCAGCUGACACCUCUACUCUUCCCAUGUUAGUGGGGCUUGCAGGUCUGAUCCUCCUCAUCUGCCUCAUUGCCACCAUUGUUAUUCUGCUAUUGAGGCGCAAAAGGAGAGAAAAGAAGACCAAUUUCCCCCCUUACGCCACCUCGUCUUCUUCUGCCUACAUUGGCUACAGCCAAGGCCCAGCAAGCAUGUGGAGCAGUUCAGACAACUCUGAGGUCUAGAUGUUGGCCUCCCUCCACCUUAAGAUCGGUCUCCUAUUAAAAAGACUAUGAUAGUCUCUUCCACCACUGU